UUAAGUGAGAGCCUUCUUGCACAAAUAAUCGUUUUCAAUAAGAAACGGGAAGGAGAGGCAUCACGUUUAACCCUUGAGACCUAUCUUAACACAAACACUGGCCAAAUGAACAAAGACAUAUAUGAGACCUUAUCUCCCGUGGAAAAACAAUUGAGCCAGAGACUGACACAUUUGGUGACACGUGGGAAGAGAGGGAGAAAGGUUCCCAUCCUACUUCUGGAGCGCACCAAAGCUUCUCUUGACUUCCUCAUUAAAAAACGGAGGGAAGUUGGCAUACUUGAGGAGAACCCGUUUCUGUUUGCAAGGCUUGGCACAACUACCAAUCUUCGUGGGUGUGACUGCCUCAGAAGAUUUGCAGAAGAGAGCAAGGCCAAAAACCCAGAACUGCUGAGAUCAACAAAAUUAAGGAAGCAAGUUGCUACCCUAUGUCAGCUUCUCAACCUCGACAGCCAGGAACUCGAGCAAGUUGCUCGAUUCAUGGGACAUGAUAUCAGGGUCCACUGCGACUAUUAUCGUCAGACAGAUAAAACAUUCCAAGUGGCCAAGAUUGGCAAACUUCUGUUUGCGAUGGAACAUGGAGCAGAGUCCCUGAAAGGGAGGACUCUACAAACACUGGACUCUGUUAUCAGUGACAAAGGACAUGCAGCCACCCCAAUCAAAGGUCUGAACAGUGUCAAUGAGAGAAGGACGUCGGAUGCAGGAAGACAACAGGAAGCUCAUGAUGAUGGAGAGGUGCCACAUUCAGCUGCAGCAAGGUCACCUGUAAAGAGACUAUGGCAGACUGCAAGAAGAAGACAUGAUGAAGAUGGUUGUGGUGCUGAUGAGGAUGAUGGGAUUAAUAACACCAUUCAAGGAUUUGAAAAUGCAGAUGAAAUGGUGUACCAGGAGAGAUGUGGAACACCACCUGUUGAGCAAAAUGAGCGAUCUACCGAGAAACGUGAUGAUGAUGGUUGGGAUGAAAAGGAUAGAAAAGGGCGUGUUAAGAGACAAAAGGAAAAUGUAAACAAACGAAAGCGUCAAGUUGAUGAUGACUGGGAUGGAGAGGAGAGACAGACUGCUGACACCAGAUCCCCUUUGAAGGGCCGAAAGAAGACUGCAGCUACAAGAGAACGUAAUAAUCUUGAUGUUCCAGAAAUGGAAGUCAAGAAACAAGGUAAGAGACCCUGGACUGACAAGGAGAGGACUGCAGUAAAACGACAACUUGCCAAGUUCAUCGCACUGAAGAAGGUUCCAGCAAAGGAAGACUGCAUGAUGUGUAUUUGCAAAGAGUCUCCAGUCCUGAGAACACGGUCGUGGAAAGACGUGAAAUAUUUUGUCUACAAUGAAAUUGUUAAAAUCAAGAAAAAGCUUGCAUUUUGCAGGAAACACCUGGCUGUUCUAUAUUGUUCAAAUCAAAAGCUGCAUUUUGAAUAGUUGCAAUAUGUUUAUAUCUUCUGCACUUUGCACAACAGUCUUGUUACUGGCGUUUUUGGUUGCCAAGACUAAGUUAUAAAUCUAAUGUCCACCAGUUGUUAUUGUUAUUUAUGGAUUGAGUCUGCCAUGUUUGUGUUUAACACUGUGGAACAGGAAUAGCUUUCAGAAAAAGAAGCAUGCACUUCUGAAGUUCACUUGAUUAAUUACUAAAUGUAUGCGCAACCACAAAAGGUCACAAUCAUAUUACAUCUUAAUCAAAUGUGAUCAACAAAUUUCCAGUUUUAACUGGCAGCUCAGCUAUCAGUUAGGACUACUAUUCUAAUUCUUUUUUACAUAGAAAAAAGCCACAGAAUUGAUAUGACUUAAAAAGAAGUUGUUUUGAAAAUUGAUAAUAGGCUUAACUGAUACCAUAAUGUCUUAAGAAAA
Melanotaenia boesemani (Boeseman's rainbowfish) is the source of this 1839-nucleotide messenger RNA. Its product is annotated as protein starmaker-like. The transcript is spliced from 8 exons. The coding region runs from base 106 to 1413 and encodes 435 amino acids. The record is from RefSeq and is a predicted model, not a curated record. Lineage: Eukaryota; Metazoa; Chordata; Actinopteri; Atheriniformes; Melanotaeniidae.